UCAGUCUCAUCCAACCGGAUAGUUUAACGUCAUCUCCAAAUAAUACUGAAUCCACUAUGUAUCUUCAAAGUUUGGGGCUUCAAACUUCAAUCCAUAUGUCGUCUUCAGUUUUUCCAAAUUUUUUAAUGUUGGUAGAAAUAGGUACCUACAUGUACUCGAAUACAUCCCGUAAAUGGCGUCGUUCCUAUUUGAGUCGAUGUCUCGGCUUCACGCUCUAGUGUCCGAUACUCAGCCACGACCGGGCCUCCAUCCAAUACCUGGAAGCCGGCCUCUCACAUUCAGCGCAGCCAUCUUGCCGCCCUUAAUUUAUUAUAUAGCUUUAUUGCUCCUUGCUCCGCCUCCACCUCCAGCCAUUGAUUCAAUUUAUGUCAAAACAAUUCGUAAUAUUCUUGCCUUGACUGCCGGAUUCCUCUUCUUUUGUCUCCCCCUUGCCUACCAUGUCCCCCAGAGCAUCGGACUUACCUACCAGCUCGGCCUCGUCGGCCUUUACGGCGGAUGUAGGGUAAUAGACGCUUUCUUCAUCAGUCCUUAUUUCUUCAAACAUAUUCCACGUCGGGUCAAAUAUGUGCAUAAACCGAGACCCGAACCUCCCGUGUCGGAGGACAUAGCAGCGACGAAAAAAUGGUCAGACGGAGGAGUCGAGGAGCUCCGUCCUCAAAAAGGGAGUACCGCAGUCAAUACCACCCCUGAAUCAGGACAUACCCAGCCCAACAGACGAAGGCGCUCCAGCCUUUCCACCGAAAUUGCGCGCAGGAUGUCCGAUUCGAUCCCCGACGCCGCGCGCACAUCCUACCUCGCAGUCCAGCACACGCUAAGCGGCCCAUCUCCCCUCCCCGUCCUCGAAACCGCAACAACCGAGUCCGGAUGGCCGCAGACGCUCCGCGACCGCGCCUCCUGGGCCCUCGAGCUCGAGCUCAGCAUGCGCGGCGUAGGCUUCACCUGGACCACAGCCGACGUCCGGCACACGCGGAAGACCUGGCUGCCCACCGUGCGCAACCGGGUGCACAGCGUCUUUUUCCACGCUCUGCCCGUCCUGCUGGUGAGUUGGGUUUGCAUUAGAACAGUUUAUGUCCGGUAUCUCGCGUCCCCGAUAACCCUUUCAUCAAGCUCUACUACACCAGGUAACGAUGACGAUGAUGAUGAACUGCACCUCUUCGACGCCGCCUUAUCCAUGCCCCUCCAACUCCUCCUCACAGCAUCCCUAGGUGCCUUCCUCAUGUCCGCUUUCUCCCUAGGCCAUUCCCUCUUCGCCAUCGCGCUGAGCCCCCUCGCGCCUAGUCCGCUGGCCUUCUUCCCGCCGCUGUACAGCACGCGCGUGUGGGAUGUCACGUCCGUGCGUGGCUUCUGGUCGUAUGGCUGGCAUCGCCUGUUCGCGCGGCUGUUCCUCGUGUAUGGUGUCUGGCCUGGGGAAUGGGUUGAGCGGAAACUGUGUGGGAAGGGGGAUGGGGAGCCCGCGGAUGUGGGGAAAGUUGUUGGUGGGUUUUUGGUUAGUGCGGUUGUGCAUGCGUUUUCGGUGAGGGGGGUGCUGGGGGGGGAGUGGAGGGAGGCGGUUGGGGAGGCCUGGUUUUUUGGGUUGAAUGGGGGGGCGGUUGUUUUUGAGGGGGUUGUUAGGGGGGUUGUGAGGAGGAGGAGGAGGGAGAGGGGGGUGGAGGGGAGGGUUUGGUAUGAUGGUUGGAUUGGACGGGGUUGGUGGAUUAUGGUGCUUUUGGGUUUGGGGAGGAAUUUUGCUAGGGGGUGGGUUAAGGCGGGACUGGUUAGGGAGAUUGCGUUUCAGUGAUGGGUUUAUAGGAGGAGUGUUUGGGAUGGGAACUCUAAGGACACGGGUAUGGAUAAGGUUAUGCUGAUAGGUAGGCCUAUAUAGCAGGCUAUGAACCGCUAUAAUUAUAGUGAGUUCCGCGUUACACAGCAAGAAAGGGGCUUAAUAGGUAAUCACGAUUACCAAAAUAGGGGUUUGGCUAUCAAUACUUUCUAUCUUCUAUGGUAAAAGAUAUCAAAACAAAAAAACUGGCUCUAACUAAUGAAACGAGUGUACAAAAACAAAAUCGACCGAAUGUAAAAAUACAAUGACAAGAAAAUCAAACGCUACUCUCUCCGCCCGAUAUACCCCUUUUCAAGAUGAUGGAAUCACUUGCUGUCGGCGGUGGCGUAGACAUAGGUUCUUCCUUCGUAGCCAGGAACCCAGAUGCUACCGCCAGCCCUCACAUCUCCGUUGAUGUUCUUGCCGCAGACGGCCUUGAUCUUGAUGAAUAGAGAGGCGAGAUCCGCACAGGGAAAGCUGCC
Messenger RNA from Annulohypoxylon maeteangense, 2280 nucleotides. RefSeq lists its product as uncharacterized. NCBI's taxonomy places the organism in Eukaryota, Fungi, Ascomycota, Sordariomycetes, Xylariales, Hypoxylaceae. Gene Ontology annotation, biological process: lipid metabolic process. The transcript has a single exon. The coding region runs from base 173 to 1777 and encodes 534 amino acids. The record is from RefSeq and is a predicted model, not a curated record.